AUGAAGAGGAAGCCGGGGAAUGGGCGGGGGCCGGAGCCUGCGGCCCCCCAGCAGCGAGCCCGCUCUGUCACCAAGCCAGCAGAGUACGUGGGAUCCUUCAUGGUGGAGGAGCUGGACCUGCAGCAGCGAGCGGGGCGGGUGGAGGAGCAGCUGCGGGCACUGAAGGACUGUCCCCGGAGGAGGUCGGUGGUGCUGAGGUUCAGCUUGCAGGGCCUGAAGGUCUUCGGUGCUGAUGGGGAGACGCUGCUGAUGGCACACGCGCUGCGCCGCAUCCUGUACAGCACCUGGAGGCUCCCCGACCGCCAGUUCGCCUUCGUGGCCCGCAACCCCCACAGCCCCCCCAGCACCCUCUUCUGCCACCUCUUCGUGGGGCUCCCGGGAGAGGUCCAGACCCUGCACCUCCUGCUCUGCCGCUCCUUCCAGCUCUGCUACCUCCUGGCACACCCCGAGGAGCAGGCGGGCGAGGGGGAGCUCCCGGGGCCGGGGGUGCUGCGGGAGCCCCUCAACCCCGAGGAGGUGUCACGAAAUGUCAACGCCCUCGUGUCCUUCCGGCGCCUGCCCGCGCCCGGCGGCCUCGGCCCGCUGGGCACCGGGGUAGGUGCCCCUGAGGCGGAGGGCAGAGCCUGGCGCCCGGGGAACCCCUACUGCUCGCCGGUGCUGGUGCGCAAGAAAGCCAUCCGGAGCAAAGUGCUGCGCUCGGGAGCCUACCGGGACUGCGGGGGCGAGGGACAGCUCCACCAGCAGCCCCGCGACGCCGCGGCGGCGGGAGGCGAAAGCAAAGGGGCGAGGAGCUUGGCCUUCCUGCCCGACAACGAGAGCGUCCUCGCCGAGAGCGUGUGGUCCUUCGCCGGCAUCGCCAGGGCCGCCGGGGUCGCGCUGCUGCGGCGGGACGUGCCCGGCUCCUUCCUGCUGCGCGCCGAGCCCGGGCUGCCCAAGCGCUGGUGCCUGUGGGUGCGGGCGCCCUGCGGCGUGGUGUGCUACGGCGUGCUGCGGACACAGCAGGGCAGGUUCUGCGUGGAGCACUCCAACGCCGAGUUCGCCAGCGUGGCCGCUCUCCUGGCGCACUACUCCGGGCCACCGGGGGGCUGCUUCUGCCGCCUGGGCCCCGGCCGACGCAACCCCGGCUACGAGGAGCGGGACCCCGGCGGCGGGGCCGGUGCCGGGCCGGGGGAGGCCGCCUGGGCCCCCGCCGCCCCCACCGGGGUGCAGCACGAGCGGGGUUAGCCCGGACCCCCGCGCACGGCU
Messenger RNA from Onychostruthus taczanowskii (white-rumped snowfinch), 1245 nucleotides. It is a transcript of the gene SH2D5, whose product is annotated as SH2 domain containing 5. The coding region runs from base 1 to 1224 and encodes 407 amino acids. The transcript is spliced from 9 exons. The record is from RefSeq and is a predicted model, not a curated record. Gene Ontology annotation, cellular component: postsynaptic density. NCBI's taxonomy places the organism in Eukaryota, Metazoa, Chordata, Aves, Passeriformes, Passeridae.